Molecule: messenger RNA, 15275 nt
Organism: Xyrichtys novacula (pearly razorfish)
Lineage: Eukaryota; Metazoa; Chordata; Actinopteri; Labriformes; Labridae
Source: the annotation of a GenBank genome assembly
GCGGUGCAUGCUGGGACAUUGAGGCAGGGCAGCAGCAGCAGCAGCCGGCUGACUCAACCUUUCAGUUAGAGCUUCAUUUUCAGCCGUCCUGCGCUGUUCCGCCGCUUUUACCGAAUCAAGGGACAGCGCUGUCUUUAGCAGAGUCAUGGAGGCCGGUGGACAACAUCUGACGGUGAGCUCACCUAUUUAUUUUGGUGACUAAAACACCUGCUGUCAAACCGACUGAGGGGGAGCUAAUGCUAAUGCUAAAGCUAAAGCUAGUCUGACGUUCGGGGGAGAUGCUUGUUGUUGACGUUAGCUAGCUGCGUAGUUAGCUCAGGUAGUUGACUUCCCCCAUACUUAUAUCUGAUGGUGUUGUUUGAUAGCCUUUCUACAUCCAAAAUAGAUUCAUGUAGUUCUUGUAAACCAAUAUAAAUGUCCCGUUAAAGUGGCAACAAAGUAGUGACACAUUCGUUUUAAGUUAGCUUUCCCUCACCAGAAAACCAAAGCGAGCUGAGUUAGCUUCUGUUACAGCCCAACUCAGCGAACUCAGGCGGCCUUGCACUUUAAUUGGAUGGUUUCAGUUUAAUGCUGACGCAGUCUUUGGGAGUCUGUACGUUAAAUAAUGCCAAGCUCUACCCAAAUAUCUCGGUAAGCUAUAGACUUUCCACUGAGCCAACGACAUUUGCAGGUGCGUGUCCUCAAGGGUGGCCAGGGGUGGCCCUUGAAACUGAUUGGCUGCUCCAGGUGUCAACCAAAAUUUUACAAGAAGAUUGUUGCUAUUGGUCUAAACAAGGGCGGAACUUUAUGUGAAAAUCCACUCUUUGGACUGUGCUGCAACAGGCUGGCAGUGGCUCCCUAUGUGUUUUAGAAAAUUCUCUCUUAUUUAUACUUGAUCUGUUUUACACAUGUGUUUGUUGUGUCAGAUAUGCAAAAGAGGGAUCAGGUUAACAAAGCAUGUCAAAAACAUUUUAUGCAAACUCUUGCAAACUGUCUAACAUCCAGGGUACAACACACAGUCACACAUAUUUAGCCACUCUUAUUACAUCAUGUUACUCCCUCAAAGUCGUACUCUGAUACUUUUUUUACCACUGUUUUUUAGCCAAAAUUGCGUUACCUGUGUCAUUUUCAAGGACUUAUCUUCUGCAGAGCUCCAGUAGCUCAUUAGCAAUUCGCCUCUGAGUUGUGGCUGGAGUGGAGACAGUGCUACUUUGCACACUCUUCGUCACGCUAGCUUGUAGCCUAACAUUGCCGGUGUAGCAGAAGAAGCAGGUAAUAUAGGAGCUAUUAAGCUCUGAGACACUAAUGUCUUUAGGGGGAUGAUGAAAGCUAAUAUCAUUAUUAGCAUUCUUACAAACCUUGUAAUCCACAACCGCACACGCUUGUUCCACAUUCGUCCUCUCUAUUUCUCCCAGUCUGGCCUGCAUAGUAGGGCUCCGGGAGCAGAGCUUGGAUUUGUGACAUAGGAAAUCUCACUGUGUCUGAACCUAUUGUUCAGGUCUGCCGGAGAUUCACAGCAACUUGAAUGCAGAAAUACUCAGAAAUGCAAUUUCUCACUUAUUUUUCUAAUAUGUUCUGUAGCAUCAGAAAAAUGCCAUAUGAACAUGUAAAAAACAAGAAAAACAUUAACUGUUAUGGUGGUAAAUGUAAUUAUUUCGGCAUUUAUUGUUUGAUAGCUCUGCAUGGCUGGAUUUCUAGAACAUUAUCAAGCAGAUUGAGGCUAAAAAACACUGCUCAUGAUGAAACACUCAAAACAUGACCAUCAAUAAUGUUGGUUUCAUGAUUCAGUCAUUUUUCAGUACUUGAUAGUUAAAGUGUAAAUUUUUCCACCUUGAGGAGGCAGUGAGUCAGUUUAGGAAAGGAAUCUGCCUAGAUUGAUAUACUAUUUUCAAAGUUAAAUAUAUUUAGAGACUAAUUUUGUUUCUCAUUGGUUGGAGCAUUAAUAUGUUUCCCAACCCUUUUUUUGUUGUGUCAUUGUUUUAAGUCAAGGAUAUUCACAACACAAUGUCAUUUUUGAGGUACUUCAAUGUUAUCAUUCACUGAGGAAGUUAUUGAUGAAGACAGACUUUAGGUCACCCUUGUUUAUGUCAGUCCCCCAGCUGGACCCCUCAGUUAAAAAGUCUAGACCCACCCCUAAUUGUUCACCUGCUCUAUCAACCCCCAAACUCCCCUUUUACCACCAACACCUGACAAGCGUGGAAAACAUGUAAAACUUGGCAAACUCUGGAAAGAUCCUGUGUCUGUGAACAAGAGAAUAAACAGCUGUUAGAAGAAGCUAACCUUGUCAUAAGAGUGACUGACAGUCAGUAUUAAUAGAUGAUUUAUUAGCUGCUUCAGCUGAUACAUUAACUCACUUGGAUAAAUAAGAUGAUCAACAGCUUUCCCUGAACAGCUGCUUUUACUCAACAGUCACCUUUACCAUGUCUUGUUUGGAUUAAGCUAUUAAGAUGACUGUCUGCAGAAGAAGUCAUCGAGUUUAGCUUUCAGACACAUUAUAUGGAUUUAAGGGGGUAGAGCUGCAGUCGCCAGUGCAGUUUCCAGGGCAAUAAAAGUAUAGACAGAAAAAAUAGUCAUGUUUAUUCUUAUUCCUUCAUCGCAAACUGGUCUUUCUGGACUUGCAUGUCCAUGUCAGCUGUGCCUGAGUGGAAACUACCUGCUCCCAGGUAUUCAGGGAGAUAAGGCCAACAAAGCAAACAUGUUUAAGUUGCCGCCCACCAAUCUGGCUGGUGGUUGUGGUGGAGAAUGCAAACAGAGUUCCUCUUUCAGUUGGUCAGAGACACCAGCUAGUAUGCCUCAUGAAAGCAUAGUUUACUCAUCAGAAAGCUGCGAUUUCUGAAUACACUUUGAAAGUCUUUAUUAUGUGGCUCUUAAUAUGGCCUUAAAAUUAAUGCAGUUUGAAGAAGUAAGAGGAAGGAAGGAAGGACUGCAAAAUACUUUACUUUUACCCAAGGUCUGGUCGAAAAAAUAAACAUUGGCCAAAGCUGAUCGGACAUAAUUUGACAAAAAGGUAAGAGAUCAUAAAAAUAAACACACAGAUAGAAUAUUGGACACAGUUGUGCGCCACUGCUGAAUGUAUGUAGGGGAAACACAGUCUAAUCAGAGCAUGAACAAAGUAAAUAAACCAGAGAUGUGGUUUUAGGAAAGCAGGUAUAGCAAUAGAAGGCUGAAGGAGAAGCUUGGACCUCUCUGUGUGGUUAUUUCUGAUUUCUUCAACUCCAGGCUGGGGGGGAUGAAUUCCAAUCACUAUUAUGGCUUCAAAUAUAAUCAAGAAUGCGUGGUUGCUGUGCUGUCUGUUUUGCUUUGCUUGUUUUGUUCGAUGCUUAGCGCUCAACCGUCCAUCUUUCAGAGCAGAGCAUCAGCGCCUCAGCUCAAACAGGUCCCUCUUCAGUUUGUCUUAAGGCUAAAGAGGAGAGGGAGCCACACCCAGGGCUGGCAAUCCAGCAUCUGUAGCAUUUUACUAGUGGGUCGAUACACGUAGAGGUCAGUGGGCUGUCAUAUGUCAUCAUCAGUGGCCCAGAUUGAUUGACCAAGGCAUUGGCCUCUUGGUAAGCUGACACACCUGGUCGGCUGUGAUAUGUCAUUUGGAGAUGCUGCCAAUGCCCUACAGUGUCUCAAUUGGGAACCCCUGUAUCCUCAGCAGGUAAAGCUACAGCAGAACUAGCUGUCAGACAGGUGGAGAGAGGAGUUGGAGGAGGCAGGUAUGUGUGUUAGUAAAGCAGAGGGACAGAGUGAGCAUGCUAUAGAGAGAGUAAAUAAGCUAACGAUUGCAAGGCUAAACAGUGAAUUACAUUUGUUCAUAUCAUUACUAUUACUGAGUAGGCCUUUGUCAACUUAUAAUCAACUAAUGUUACAGCUGAUGAUGUUGUCAUUGCGGGACAACCAAAAUUAAUAAACUGUAUUAAUAAUUAAAUCGAUAAAAUGUGUCUCGUCUCGAUGCUCACAGUCAUCCUGCCUCUGUUAGGUGAAGCUCUCAUUUCCUCCUCCCAUUGUUGAAGUCUUCUAAGCAGGCAGUUUCUUUGCCCUCAUGUUGCCCUCAGGUUGACUGUUGUGUGGGUGUGAAAAUCACAUGAACUGAGGCAUCUGCAAAUAGAGCGGGUUGAUGAGAACUGUUCAGGGUUGACAUGGUCUGAGUCCUGUUACAGUUGAUAAGUCCCACUUCUGGUUUCUCAUUGUCACUCUAUUACCGUCAGUUUGAUUCCAGUCAGUCUCUUCGGGUGCUGCAGUAAUUUAAUUUCUGCUGCAGCUCAGGCCAGACUGGAAGCUAAUUGGUCUUGGAGCACCAAUGAGAGCAGACCUCAUUAACUUCUCCUGUUUAUGGAGUCAGACUAAGGCUAGAGGGCUGACGAGGAUGAGUUUGAAUAAGAGCCUUAUUGCACAUUAUGACCAUGUCAAUUUAGGUCCUGUUCCAAAAUAAAAUAAUUCACCCUUUAGCUUUGAGGAAAUUGGCUUACUCAGUAUAAAUGCAACAAAAAAGACAAGGUCCUCUCAUCCUCUUAUUACAUCAGGCUUAGAGAUAGAAAGCUUUUCUUCACGCUGAGAGUAAUCAUCCCUUUCUCCUCAAGAAAAGUCCACCUCUAAGUCAGCAGAUACAGCAGUUUGUUUCUCAUCUUUGAAUAUUGCUGAUUUUUUUUUUCUUUUUUUUUAACUCAGAAUGAAAGAAUUCCCCUUUUAAAGCAUAGAUUUACUACACUGACUGAUUCCUCUCUGUUCUCUUGCUGUCUCAGGUAUAGCCAGGAGGAUUCGUUGAUCGCCAGAGCAUCAUGGAGCCAGAUGUCAUCCGCAUGUACUCGUCCUCUCCGCCCCCGAUGGAGGACGGUGCAGAGGAGGACGAAAACGAGUUUGGAGACUUUGGCACCUUUGCCGGCGUCCCAACCAGUGUCAGCUUUACAGAAUUUGACACCCCGACCACUUUCAACCAGACGCAGGCUUUAAACGCCACCUCCCCGCCAGAGCUACUUAACAACAGAGGGGUGGUGGGGUUCAGCCACAGCUCCUCAAAUGGCACCCAUGGCCCCAGUAAUGAGCUGUCAAAGGCUAAUGGCGUGGUGCCAGCAGGCCACCUGGGCAGCAGCACCUCGGAAAGAACUGAGAUAAAAAAGGUCCUCUCCAGCCCUCUGGAUUUCUCAGUGAGCAACACAACUGGCAGUGAGCCCGCUGACUGUAAUGGCGGCGGCACAGAGGUGCUAACAAACGGGUUUGUAUCCUUGGACAUUCAGGGAAGCCCCUCCUCACAGAAUUCUGUCCACUCUCACACAAAAGGAACGUCCACUGAAGACAACGGCUGCAUCCCUGCAGAGAGUUCAGAGGAUGAUUUUGCCGACUUUGCUGCUUUUUCAAAUGCUGACGGACACCUCAGCCAGACAGCAAAUGAGGACUUAGACUUCCCCAUGGGGGGCUGCUGGCCGGCAGAGUCUGCCCGCCACGAGGAACACUGUAAUAUAGCACAGGGAGUGACUUCAGAGGACAAUGACAGGGACACAAACAGAACUGAACCCGACACAUGCAGCUCUGAUUCCAUAUCUGUCCCCGCCGAGGCCCCAGACGGCUCAUGCAACACGGACCGGGGCUCGCAUGCAGAUGCUGACUCUCAUCAAAGGGACAUAGUCUUUGCCUCAGAGGCAGUUUGCACUAACGAACCCCUCCACCUGAACGGGGUAGAUGUAGCUGACAGGGACGAUUCCAAAGACGCUGCGGGCUGCAGUGAAAACGACCUCUCACCAGAUGCAGCCAUGGACGGUGAGGCUGGACCAUCAGACUGGAAGGGCUCUGGUAAUGAGACUGAGACAGAAACCGAAACGGAGACCUCGUUUGGUCGGCCACUAUCCACAGAUGCUUUGGAGGAGUAUGGAGACAUGAGCACUACGGGCUCAGUGCCCUCACCACCUCUUCAAGGGGAGACCGCUACGCCUGCAGACCACAGCCAGCUGGCUGAGGACGACAUGGAAGAAGACUUUGGGGACUUUGGAGACGCGGGGUCGUUCAGCGGUCAGGGCUUCGCAGAUUUUGAGCAGCUAGAUGUCCAACAGGAGCAGAGCAGGUUGCACAGCUCUACACCUACAGAAGAAGCUGCAGAUACCAAGGACGAGGACGACUUUGGUGACUUCAACUCCCCAAAAUUCCACACAGGUGAAAGUGAGGUGGAGGACCAAGGUAAAUUCGCAGACUUUCCUGUCAGCGACAGUUUUGGAAAUUUCAGCUCAGCAGUGGAGGGAACAGACGAUGGGGCGGAUGCAGGGUGGAGCGCCUUCGGGGAGCAGCAGCAGGAGGCGGAGGGGGAGUCAUGGGCAGCGUUCAGCACCGAGCCAACUGUCGCUCCUCCUGCAGACAGCAAAGAGGAGGUGGAGGAGGAAGAAGAGGAGGAGUGGCAUGACAGUGAAGCUCCUGCAGUCAGUGAGGAAGCCAGCAGGACAGACAAGCAGGCGGUAAGCUCUGUGGGGAACUAACCGAUCACGCAUGGAAACUUAACACCUGCUGAGUUAAUGAACUCAUAUCCUACAGUUCUGUAAGAGUUUGUAAGCUGAGGAAAAUGUUGAUCCAGGGUCCGAUGGAAAAAUGUUUUAUGAAACUAUAGGCUCAUUUUGAAUGUGAUACCAGCAACACAGCUGAAAAAAGUCAGCGCAGGUUCAUGUUUCCUGUUGUGUUGCAGCAGUUCAGAUUCUCCUCCGUUCUGUUUGGUUUCAUGAUGCACAAAAUGUUUUCAAUGGGGGACAGGUCAGGACUGCAGGCAGGCCAGUUCAUCAGCAGGACUCUUCUACUACAGAGCCAUGCUGUUUUCAUCUCUAUAGUAGGGUCUGACCGAUUAAUCGGUGAGUCGAUUGAAUCGGCCAAUUUCAGCCCGUUUGAGACUAAUCAGUAAUCGGCCAAAACUCCUACAGAUAUACCUACAGUAUAUCUAUAGUAUACUUUAUACUGUAUAUAUCUACAGUAUAUAUAUAUUUUUUAUAACUUUAUAAAAAAUUUAAAAAAUCGGCCGACUAAUCGGUAAUCGGAUAUUUUGCCCCCCUAAUAAUCAGUAUCGGUAUCAAAUGAUCAGCUUGUUAUCAGGCUCUGUAAUGGCUUAAUAACGAGCUGAUCAUUUGAAUCAGGUGUGUUGGAGCAGGGGAAUAUCCAAAACAAAUGAUUUAAAUGAUACUAACCAUCAAAUUCUGCUUUGAUCAACAUUUGACUCAGCGUACAGACUCUGAAGGAAUUAAAGUUGUUUGACAUUUUUAAAUUCAGAAUCAGAGGCAGCAUGAGCCAAAAGUCUCACAGUCCUCAAACCAAAAUCAGGACCAGAUUUAAACCAGUUUAUCUUCAGUCGCUCUUGUUUUUUUUUUUUCUGCUGAGUCACAGCCCUCAUACCAGCAUUUUCAACAUGAACUGAGCUGUUAAUUAAAAAGGUCAGAUCACUGAGAGGGAAGGUGGUAGCUUCCUGAAAUUAUCCGUGUGAUCAGACGAGCUGUGCUGACGUCUACAAAUACAGGUGUGGAAGAACAGUGACACGUGCCCUCUGAUGCAUCUGAGACACUCCUGCAGGCCCCGCCCUCAGGAAGUGACUCAGUCAGGUAUUUGAGCCUCAGAACAUUCCUGUCAGCUGAACACUCAGACUCUAAUGAGCCUCAGUCAUGAUAAUUUUCCUGUUUCAUCAUGCAGUGUUCGGGUAUAUCAAACAGUAAGAGGAGGUCUUUCCAUCGUGAUGCUCUUCUCUUUGUCAGCCCUUUGGUAUAGAUAUUAGGUUUACAAAGCACUCCUAUGACGGCGACACGGAGCAGGAGGUUUGGUCAGAAGCUGUCUGUUCAACCGGAAUCACCACCAGCUGCAUAAAAUUAAAUUCUAUCAGCAUAUAGUUAAUAAAAAACGAGAGUUUCAAUGCCACACACAGGAGCUGAUGGUAAACCUGUUAAACUUAAAGUGCGUUCAUGACGAUCGUUUCAGUGACAUCCAGCCAAUUAGAUAAUGUUGUGGGCGGGACACACCAGCAGCAGCAGAGGAAAAUAGUACACUUUAAAAAAUAAGUUUGAUUGGCUGUCUGUAAAGUAAAAUACAGAUUAUCAGCCAAACGGCAAAAUAACCGACCAAGACAGGAAAUUGGCCGAUCUCUAAUCUUGAUUCAGUAGCUCCCAUGGGAUGUGCUGGACAACCAGGUCUGAUCCACAGGAGCAGAGUCGGCAGUUUUUCCUUUCAGUGGUUAUAAGUAAACAGUUGCUUCUCUCUCUGCAGGUGUUGCUCUCCUUUCGUCUGGAGAAGCUGUUUCAGAGCAGCUUCCCUCUGACUGCUGCUGUCCCCACAGUGAAGGAUGUGGCGGUAUCAUCCCUGAAGGACCUGCUGGAGCCUCUAGAGGAGAAACCUCAGCAAGGAGGCGAGGAGGAGAAGGAGACAUCACCUAGGAACAGGCAAGUCUCUAGCUCCUUUUUAAUAUAUAUAUAUAUUAAAAAAAAAAACCAGCAACUUCGAGCCACAUGGUGAGAUUCUGUCUCGUCAUUAUCUGUAACUCUGCUGUGUCUUGUGUCGGUGCAGCUCUGUACACAGCAACAGCGUUUGGUUGCAGCUUCAGGACAUCCACGAGGCGAUCGGUCUCAGAUACCAGUGGGGGGGCUCGCACUGCAACAAAGUACUGCUCUGCUGCCUGGGCAUUGACACCAGGAACAUCGUGAGUCCACACCACACGCUCAGAUUUACUGUCUGAUAACAGCUGGAAUAUAAGAAAAUUCUGAGGCUAGAGCACAAAAAGUUUGUCAUUUAAACCUCAAAACAGUCAUUUUGUGGGCCUGCACACAGAAAUACCCUCUUAUCUGCAGGAGGUUAUUUUGAGAGGUCAUUAAAUGGUGCAUCAGAUUAUCUGUGACCUUUAGUAACCUCUGACGGCUGCCUUCAGGGACUGUAAUAUUAAACCUUCUUUUUAUUUUAUAUUCACAGAACUUUGUGCAGCAGCAUGUUUUUAGUUUUCUAACUUUACGUGUGUUUAUGUCCUCAGUUAUUCACCGGACAGAAGAAGCAGCCGGUCAUCGUGCCCAUGUAUGCCGCCGGUCUGGUGAGUUUCCUAUAUGUGAAAAUAAAACUCCUUCAUUCAGAACUUCGCUUAUGGAUCCGUAGGUCUUAUAAUCUGUGUUCAUGUACAGUGGGUAUUAAAAGUCUACACACCCCUGUUCAACUGCCAGGUUUUUGUCAUGUAAAGAAAUUAAAUCAAGAUAAAUAAUUUCACAUUUCUGCCACCUUUUAAUGUGACCUAUAACCUGUACAACACAAUUGAAAUACAAACUGAAACCUUUCAGGGAGGUGAAGUAAAAAUAAACAACUGAGAUCAUGUGGUUGCAUAAGUGAGGGUGAGGCUGUGUUCAGAUUUUGCCAAUAACAUUCAAACUCAGGUUAAAUUGGAGUCAGCACACACCUGUCAUCAAUUAAAGUGCCUCUGAUCAUCCCCAAAUAAAGUUCAGCUGUUCUAGUAGCUUUUCCUGACAUUUUUGUAGCCACAUCUUCCAGCACAAGCCAUGGUCCGCAGAGAGCAGAGAGCAGAGAGGGAUCUCAUUAUUCAAAGAUAACAGUCAGGUGAGGGCUACAAAAUAAUUUCCAAGGAAUUAAAUAUACCAUGGAACAGGGUAGAGACCGUCAUCAGCAAGUGGAGAAAAUAUGGCACAACGGUGACAUUACCAAGAACAGGACAUCCGUCCAAAAUUGAUAAUAAGACAAGAGGAAACUGGUCAGGGAGGCUACCAAGAGGCCGACAGCAACACUGAAGGAGCUGCAGGAAUUUCUGGCAAGUACUGGCUGUGUAGUACAUGUGACAACAAUCUCCCGCUGUCUUCAUCUGUCUGGGCCAUGGGGUAGGGUGGCAAGACGGAAGCCUUAUCUUGCAAAGAAAAACAUCAAAGCCCGGCUUAAUUUUGCAAAAAGACAUCUGAAAUCUCCCAAACGCAUGUGGGAAAACGUGUUAUGGUCUGAUGAAACCAAAGUUUAACUUUUAGGGCAUCAUUGCAAAAGGUAUAUUUGGCACAGAAUCAACACUGCUCAUCACCAAAAGAACACCACACACACAGUGAAGCAUGGUCGUGGCAGCAUCAUGCUUUGGGGCUGUUUUUCUUCAGCUGGACCUGGGGCUUUAGUCAGGGUGGAGGGAAUUAUGAACAGUUCCAAAUACCAGUCAGUGUUGGUACAAAACCUUCACCUAGCCUUCUGCUAGAAAGCUGAAGAUGAAGAGGAACUUCAUCUUUCAGCACGACAAUGACCCAAAGCACACAUCUAAAUCAACAAAAAAAUGUCUUCACCAGAAUAAGAUUGGAAUAAGAUUUGGAAUGGCCCAGCCAGAGCCCAGACCUGAAUCCCAUCGAACAUUUGUGGGGUGAUCUGAAGAGGGCUGUGCACAGGAGAUGCCCUCGCAAUCUGUCAGAUUUGGAGCGGUUUUGCAAAGAAGAGUGGGCAAAUAUUUCCACAUCAAGAUGUGCCGUGCUGAUAGACUCCUACCCAAAAAGACUGAGUGCUGUAAUAAAAGCCAAAGAUGCUGCAACAAAGUAUUAGUUUAAAGGUGUGCAUAUUUAUGCAAACAGGUUAUUUUGACUUUUCUAUUUUUUAUUUUUCCCCUUAAAGGUUUCAGUGUGUUUUUCAAUUGCAUUGUAAAGGUUAAAGGUCACAUAAAAGGUGGAAAAAGCUGUGAAAAUAUUUAUCUUUCUGUCAUUUUCUUACAUCACUAAAACCUGGCAGUUGAACAGGGCUGUGUAGCCUUUUUAUAUCCACUGUAUCAUAUAGAAUGAAAAUAAAGCUGCAUGAUUUAGUUAAGUGUCUGUCUUAGGGUAAAUGCAAAAGGAUGAAAAUUAUGCAUUCAUGGCUGAUAAUUAUAUCAAUUAUUAUUGCUAUCCAAUUUUAUUUCACCAUUAAGUGAACUUUUGAGACCAACCCAUCAUUGUCAAUAUCCUCAGAGUGUGUCUGUGUGCUGCUAACUGUAGGGGAUGCUGGAACCAACCAAAGAGCCUGUGAAGCCCGUCUCUGCAGCAGAGAUGAUUGCUUCGAUAGCCCAGGCGCCUCCAGCUGCUCCAGAGAAAACCCCCUGCACUGCAGAAACUCAGCAGGUGAGACUAGAGGAAGUUAUAGACCCACAAAAAACACUCAGACACCUCAAGCUAGAGCUGAAUAUGUCAAAGGAAUAUUCAUCAUAUUGUUCAGGAUCUAACUUUUUCUUCAGAUAGCUUCACUAUGAAGGGCACAAGUUACUUCUCUCACCAAAUGCACAUGACUACAGAUCCUCUUGAUCCUUGAUCCUCUCCCCUCCGAGCUGCAGGAAGGGCUAUGGGACACCACCUGGCAUGGCGGUUCUGUUACUGCUUCUGGUUCGACCAAGGAUUGAGAAGGCAGUAUUUUAGGGAACUGUAACACAAGGAUGGACUCUCUAUAAAGUUCCUCUCUUUCUCUUCCAGCAGGAGGCGCUCCCUCCCAUCCAGUUCGACUGGAGCAGCAGUGGCCUUACUAACCCUCUGGACGGUAGGUCGCCUAACACCUCCACCCUGACCUCUCUCUGUCCUCGCUCCCUUCUGCUUCUUCUCUGUUUCUUCACUAACAUUCACAGGGUUUCCCAAAAGUCAGGCUCCACGUGGUCUGUCUGAUGUUUUUAAAUCCUUACCGAUAAGGUUAAUGUCCGAUUAUUAAGAGGGUUAGGGUUUACUCAGAAUAAACCUUCUGAUUAAAGGAAACAUCCACUCUAAACGCUUUUAUUUAGGAGCUUUCAAACAAAAAUAAAUUCAUCAAAACUGUCUCAUGAAGUCUGUUAAUUUAAUAAGAUGGUGAAUUCUGAGUGGAACUUUCCUUUUGUCUUUAAAAAAAAAAAACAUGGCUGCUCUGCAUGAAGACUUUCCUCAUCAAACAUUUGAGACAUGAUCUAACGUUCCUCAUGUAGCUGAUCAAUCACUGACACUGCUGCAUGUCUUUGCUCUCACUCUCUCUCUCUCUCUCUCUCUCUCUCUCACUCUCUCUCUCUCUCUCUCUCUAAAUCUUUCUCUCUCUCUCAAUCUCUAUCUCUCUCUCUCUCUCUCUCUCUGUCCCUCUCUCUUGCUCUCUCUCUCUGUCUGACUCUUUGGUUGUUAACCUCAAUCGCCCUCUGGCUGUGCAGCGAGCGGAGGCUCUUCUCUGUUAAACCUGGAUUUCUUUGGUCCUGUGGAGGACUCAGGCUCCACCAGCUCAACCUCCAUCCCAGGUCAGAAGCUGCUCCUGCCUCCUCCUCCUCCUUUCCUCUGUCGAUCUUGUCUUUGAAUUAACCCCUUCAUCUCAGCCUGUCACUUGAUAACUCAUACAAUUUUCCUGUGGGGGAUGAGUGGAUUGAUUCAAGUUCAUGACUUUGUAUUAAAGUAUGUCAAAGUCUUCAAUCUUUGGAAACCUGACAAAAAUCUGACCUAUCUGGAAAUUAUGGACACUGUAUCUAUCCUGUUUGUCGCUGUGUUCACAAAUGCAUGUGAAAACUGAACCUCCCAAAGAGGAAAACAUACCUAAAACCAUUUAAGAUGGACUGAGGGUAAGUGAGACACUGUCCUGUGGUCUGACAUUCCUUUUGGAAACCAUGGACACCAUGUCCUCCAAUCUAAAGAGUAGAGGGACCGCCCUGCUCGUAUCAGCGCAAAUUUUAAAUUUUUAAAGUCCAAAGUUUACAGGAAACUUGCAAAUAGAUGAAAGAAAGGCAGCUCUUAGACUGUAAAAUGAAAUCUAAGUUGAAUAUAGGACUGGGCGAUUUGGCCAAAAAGAUGAUCACAAUAAAUUUUGUCAUAUUGUCUGAUCUCGCUUAUUAUCCCGAUUUUUUUUCUAAACUGCCAGUUUUAAAGCAGCUGUACUUAAAACUAAAAAUAAAUAGAUAAAUACUAAAUAAGACGUUAAAUAAGUUUUCUUCUCAAUAACAACAUCUUUGGAGGAAGUCAUGGCUGACAUCUGUUCUACUGCCCUCAAGCUCCACGUUCGGUUACUCUGUUUACUUGUCCAGCAACUUACAGCAGUGAGCAGGAAAAGCUCGACUCUGAUUGGCUGUUGUGAUGCACAUUUUCGCCAUGUUUGAUCGAGUAAAUAUGCUCACAGCUGAUCACCGUGAUCGAACUGAAAUUUAUCCCGAUCAUUAAUCCCGAUCAUACAAUCGCCCAGUCCUAGUUGAAUAAUCUGGAAUAAAUGAAUGUUGGCAGUUGUCAGGGUGGUAAAAGAAAAACAGUGCGACUACACAAAGAUAUCAAACAUAAUUUUAGAUCAUCAGUGAAGUGCUUUACCCACAGAACACAUCAGGGGAAGAUUCAUCUUAACUUAAAAAAAAAAAUCACCAUAUUUAAACCCUUAUCAGCUGAAAAUAAAAACAAUCAUUUAAAUAGAAAGAGCUUCAGUUUUCCCAGAGGUGCAGAUUCAUGAGGUUUUCAGUGUGUAUUCACAGCAGCCUAAUAGGAGCAGAGGUGCGCUGUGAUUUUGUCUGUUUCCUCUUUUUACGUUAUGCACUUUUCCUCAUCUGGUCCUCAGGAGUUGACCCCGAGCUGUACGAGCUAACAACGGCUAAGUUGGACCCUGGCAGCUCUGGCAGCCGGGUGGCCGACGCCUUCGCCCGCCUUAUGUCCACCAUGGAGAAGACCAGCACCUCCACCAGGUCAGAGGCCACAGAGCAGCAGAAUAUGAUGCGGGUGUUAAGUUUUCUGUUUGAGACAAGAAGUGUGUUGAAGAAGGAGGGCAUCCAGAAUGCUCAUUUUUCUAAUUUAUUCAAAGUUUGAGCAUCAGCGGCACUUUAUUACUUUUAACCUACAGGUAACUUUUGGUAUUUUUUUCUUUGUAAACAGUUGUGGGAUCAGAUCUGUGACACACUUUCUCUUAAUUUUAUCCCUCAGGAAACCGAGGAGAGAGGAGAAUCUGAGUGAGGAGGCAGCAAAGGUGAUCUCAGGUCUGCCCGAUCUGUCCUUCAUGCAGGCCAAAGUGCUGAUGUUCCCCACCACGCUGACGCCGCUUAGCUCUGCAGCCACCACAGACUGAAGCCCCUGCCCCCCCAGGACUGUUCGGCCCUUACACACCGGAUCGAUCCAAGUCUUCAUCUUUCUUUUUUUUAUCUUUGUUCUUUUCCUACUGCAGCUUAAGCUCCUCCCCUUCACCUCUUUCUUUCCUUACAAGUGAUCGUUUUUGUCUUUUUAAUUUAAAUACAAAGUGAAGCAUUUCUCCCGAUGGGAAACAGCUGGACGCUCGGCCCACUGCCUGCACAUUUAGGAGAGUAGGAGACUAAUUUAUAGAGCUGAUCACUAAUUUAUAGAGGAAGGUUUUAGACCUGUGUGCUGUUCAUAAAUAGGAGAAUCAUGGUGUAUAUAAUCAGGGAUUAAACCUUAAUUUUUCUUCUGUUCUUUUUAAACUCUGGCUGAUUUCUGAGGAUGAUUUUAGUCUCUGUGGUGGGAGUGUGUUUGUGUCUAUCUGUGAAGGAAACACUGGCUGAAUCAAACUGAAGUGGUAUAUAUGUGUAAGUUGAAAUUAAAACAUUUAUAUACAUAUAUAAAUCUAUAUAAAUCUAUAAAUCUAUAUUUAUCGACUUGAAACCACACUGCCUGCAAAAUCCAGCUGAAUGUUUGUCCCCUCGUGUUUUGAAAAGCCUUAGUUUUUACCUUUAGUCUGUCGAUUUUAACCUUAUUUUCUCUCUUUUUUUUUUUUGUAAUUUAACGUCACUUUUAAACAUGAAUUUUGUCUGAACUCCCUCACUGUCGCUGCAUUCAGUAAUGUGUCAUAUUUUUCGUUCUUUUAGUCUUCAUUUUGGGGAAACCUCCACCAAGCAAACGCUGGUGAAGUUAGAUUUUUAUUUCCUGUUCUCAGAUCUUCCAGCUGCUUCGUUUGGUGCAUAAAAACAGGUUUUCCCUUUCGUUCAUAUUUCCUCUCUCUCUGUUUGUUUUCUGUGUUUUUCGGGGGUAAAAACGGGACCUUUUCGGUUGAAACCACUGAAACUGGAUGAAAGUUUCCGGGCAGUGAAGGUCGACUCUCAUCAGAAGGGAAUUAAGGGACCAAUUGCUUCUUCCACCUGUUGAGUUUGUACACUGUUCCUGAAGAUGAAGUGCUUUUUGUUUUUUGUUUGUUUUUUGGCUCAUACUACUGUCGGCCCCGUCUCCCAGGAGGAUUUUGCACAUUGUAAAGAUGAAAUGGAUGUAAUCAUAGUUCACUGUGGCUUUAGACUGUGUACAGUUAAACUAUGGACUGUAAAAUGUUUCGGGGAAAUUCCUAUGGAAAAAAACUGAAUCACUUGAAGAGCCUGUCGAAAGGUUAGCGUGCAUGCCCAGGUUCUUUUCAGACUUAAGUGUGUAAAUUUGACUUUUAGUGUACACAAGAAAUUAAAAUAGUUAUCUUCUCUG